UGUCAAAUGCUCAAUUUCAUAAAAAAAAAAAACUGGGACUGGAAUAUUGACGAAUAUUGAGAUAGAUUUGGUUUUCAUGAUUAGCGUUACCGUAAUAUGUUAAUAGUAGAAUCAGAUAGAAAACGAGAAUUUCAAAGAUUUCGCGACAGAAACUGAAGACAAUAACGCAAACAUUUUAGGAAUGUAGUAAAAUUUCACUUUUACUACGUCUGUUAUGAUACAUUUCAAAACGGAAGUAUUCCAUGAAAACUUUAUAACUUUUGUUUAAACGCAAAUAAAAUGUGUUCUCCCUCGAUCUUAUCAUUUUUUAGUCAGUGGCGGUUAUGGAUUAGACCUUUCUUUAUUGCUUUAUAUUUUAUAUUAGUUAUAAUCUUAGUACCGUUAUUGGUAAUUCACUCUAUAAACAAUGGGUUUACGAAAUCUGACCAAGGUUCAUUAGUUGCUGGUGGAUUCGUUUUGAUGGCUUUACCAAUAUCUAUAUGGCAAAUAACGCAACAUAUUGUUCAUUAUACGAAACCAUCGCUUCAAAAACAUAUAAUCAGAAUACUAUGGAUGGUUCCAAUAUAUGCAUUAAAUGCUUGGAUUGGUUUGGAAUUUCCUGAACAAUCUAUCUACAUGGACUCCUUGAGGGAAUGCUAUGAAGCCUAUGUUAUAUAUAACUUUAUGAUAUAUUUAUUAAAUUAUUUAAAUGAUGGUCAAGAAUUGGAAGCAGUACUUGAAACUAAACCUCAGGUCUACCAUAUAUUUCCUUUAUGCUGUUUAACACCAUGGGAAAUGGGGAGUGAAUUUGUGCAUAAUUGUAAGCAUGGAAUACUGCAAUAUACAUUAGUAAGACCAUUGACUACAGUAAUAUCAAUGAUAUGUGAAUUAUGUGGUGUUUAUGGAGAGAGUGACUUCAGCUCCAAUGUAGCCUUCCCUUAUAUUAUAGCUAUAAACAAUCUGUCACAGUUUGUGGCCAUGUACUGCCUUGUGCUGUUCUACAGAGCAAACCGUGAAGAACUUAAACCAAUGAAACCAAUUGGGAAAUUCCUUUGCAUCAAAGCUGUUGUAUUCUUCUCAUUCUUUCAAGGUGUUAUUAUCAAUAUUUUGGUAUUCUGCGGUGUGAUAUCAACAAUAUUUGAUAUAUCUGACCAAGAUAAGAUAAAAGUUAUAUCUUCAAAGUUACAGGAUUUCCUUAUUUGCAUUGAAAUGUUCUUAGCAGCGAUAGCUCAUCACUACAGUUUCUCAUACAAACCGUUUGUGUCUCCAUUUGACCCCGACCGCUCCUGUCUCGGCUCGUUUUUGGCGAUGUGGGAUGUUUCUGAUGUUAAACGUGACAUAACUGAACAUCUUGGUGUAGUUGGUAUGUAUUUUAUACUUUUGAGUUGA
Messenger RNA from Papilio polytes (common Mormon), 1368 nucleotides. Its product is annotated as transmembrane protein 184C. Gene Ontology annotation, biological process: transport. The record is from RefSeq and is a predicted model, not a curated record. Gene Ontology annotation, molecular function: transporter activity. The transcript is spliced from 5 exons. The coding region runs from base 280 to 1368 and encodes 362 amino acids. Lineage: Eukaryota; Metazoa; Arthropoda; Insecta; Lepidoptera; Papilionidae.